Messenger RNA from Priapulus caudatus, 1305 nucleotides. RefSeq names its product T-box transcription factor TBX20-like. NCBI's taxonomy places the organism in Eukaryota, Metazoa, Priapulida, Priapulimorpha, Priapulimorphida, Priapulidae. Gene Ontology annotation, biological process: regulation of transcription by RNA polymerase II; heart development; positive regulation of DNA-templated transcription. Gene Ontology annotation, cellular component: nucleus. Gene Ontology annotation, molecular function: DNA-binding transcription factor activity, RNA polymerase II-specific; RNA polymerase II cis-regulatory region sequence-specific DNA binding. The record is from RefSeq and is a predicted model, not a curated record. The transcript has 8 exons.
AUGGAGAGAGCGGACACACCAAGUACGUCGGCAAGUCGCGGGCCCGUCGCUAACCAGCCGACGUCCCCGCCGACGACGACGACGACGACGGCGGCUGCUGGCGGUGGCGACAAACCGCAGCUGUCGGUGCGAAGCAGGGCGUUCACUAUUGAAGCUCUGAUAGCGACAAAGGACGUGCGAAAGUCGGCCUCCGUCAAUCAUCUUACACCGCUAGAAAACUUUGUGAACGGAGCGGUGGCUUACAAACCUCCACCGGCGGUAGAGGUGACGAUUUCUGCGGUGGACACGCCCUCGCCUUCCGUACCCAGCCCCACCCACAAAGACACAGAUGCAGAGGAGAAACCUCGUAAACCAGCCAUCGCACAGGUUUCUCCCGUCAUUAAUGGCAGUAGGGAGUUAGAGGCGGUAACGUGCCAUCUAGAGACACGAGAACUGUGGAGCAAGUUCAACGACUUGGGCACGGAGAUGAUCAUCACAAAAUCUGGACGGCGAAUGUUCCCGACGCUCAGGGUAUCGUUUUCCGGUAUCGAGCCGCAGCAGCGCUACCUGGUGUUCAUCGACAUCGUGCCCGUGGAUAACAAGCGGUAUCGAUAUGCAUAUCAUCGAUCUUCGUGGUUAGUCGCUGGCAAGGCUGACCCGCCUCUGCCGACAAGGUACGCGCGAGUUUGAGCUAGAUUAGAAUGUCUGUCAGGAAACGUCUCACGUAGGAGCGAGAGAACGAGUUAAAGGCGUGUGUGACACAGAGAGAGAGAGAGAGAGAGAGAGCGGCAGAUUAUUCUGAACUCUAUGCACCGCUAUCAGCCACGCAUCCACCUUGUGCAGCUUCGUUGUGACCUCGACUGUCGACCUUCACUCGUCUCGCCUGCAGACCUGGACGCUGAGCUUCACAGAACUUACAUCUUUACAGAGACAGUGUUCACCGCCGUCACCGCCUACCAAAACCAGCUGAUCACCAAACUGAAGAUUGAUAGCAACCCAUUCGCAAAGGGAUUCAGGGAUUCAUCAAGACUCACCGAGUUUGAGAGCUCAGCUUGGAUGCGGACACUCGGAGAACGGUUCACGGAUUCGGAUUUGCCGUAUUACAGGGAGCACAUGGAGAGUCUCAUACAGGAGCACACGUACGCGCGCACGCCGCUACGCACUCUGUUCCCAGACGGGGAAGCCAUGGACAGUCUCGCCACCUAUCAACGAAAUAAAGGUGAAACGAUGGAUUCGCUCAUACUAGUGUGGUAUGACGGACAGACACGAGUGAUUCAGUUAUCCACAUCCGCUCCACUGUCGCAUCUGAAGGCAGAUGCACUCUAG